Molecule: messenger RNA, 1851 nt
Organism: Phycodurus eques (leafy seadragon)
Lineage: Eukaryota; Metazoa; Chordata; Actinopteri; Syngnathiformes; Syngnathidae
Product: gastrula zinc finger protein XlCGF57.1-like
Exons: 2
Coding region: 313-1728 (471 amino acids)
Biological process (GO): regulation of transcription by RNA polymerase II
Cellular component (GO): nucleus
Molecular function (GO): RNA polymerase II cis-regulatory region sequence-specific DNA binding; DNA-binding transcription factor activity, RNA polymerase II-specific
Source: RefSeq, a predicted model, not a curated record
UUCCGUGUACGUUUGGUGCUAACCAAACGCGCUUCACGAAUAAUUCCGAAUAAUCAUGAAUAAUUCUGUCGACAUUGUCCGUUCCAUCAUUACUUUCCCGGCGUAAAAACAUCAUGACUUCAUUCAAAAUAAAUUCGUCUCGGUUUAAGUCGAACCUUCCCCUGCUAAACUAGCUUAGCUAGCUGCGAACCAAGAAACCUUUUUUUUGUGGGGUUUUGUUUUUUCUGAACAAAGAAACUACUUCGUUGCUAGCAACGCGCAUUCUAAGCAGAGAUCGAGUGUGGGUGUAAAGGGUUGUGAUAAUCGUAUAAAAUGUGUGCGAAAAGUGCGAAACUAGAGUACGAGGACACACUUGGUUGGAGUGAAGAGGAAGACGAGCCCCAGCGUCACAUUUUGGACGCCGUUCUCCAAAAGCCUCAAGAUGGAGCACACACAGCAGACGUCCGUGAAAAAUAUGUUGGUCCUGAGCAGCGGGAGCAAGAGGCACCUCACGUUAAAGAGGAGCACGAGGAGGCUGCUAUCACCGAGUUUCCAUUGAAUGUCAUUGUGAAGAGUGAAGAAGACGACGAAGAAGAGGGUGAUGGAGACCAAUGUGAAGGAUCACAAGCAAAUACCCUCUUACCUCCACUAUCAGACAGCAUAGCAUCACACUCUUCUGACACUGACGAUGAUGAACACUCUGAAGCUGAUAUGACGUGUCACAAUGAGAACAAACGCUGGAAAUGUUCUCAAUGUGGGAAAUCAUUUUCUUCAAACUCAGGUUUGAAAGAACACGUAAGAAUACACACUGGGGAGAAACCUUUUGCCUGCUCAGUUUGCGGUAAAACAUUUACCCAGAAGGGACAUUUGGGAACACACGCAAGAACACACACUGGGGAAAAGCCUUUUUCCUGCUCAGUGUGUGGUGUUAUAUAUGCUCGAAAGACUCUUUUGACAAAUCACAUGAGAACACACACUGGUGAGAAACCUUUUGUUUGCUCAGUUUGUGGUAAAAGAUUCUCUGGGAAGGAAAACUUAAGAAUUCACACCAGAACGCACAGUGUAGAGAAACCUUUUGCCUGCCCAGUUUGUGAUAAAAGGUUCUCUGGAAAGGGAAACUUAAGAACACACAUAAGAACACAUACUGGAGAAAAACCCUUUCCCUGUUCAGUUUGUGGUCAAAAGUUCUCUGAAAAGGGAAACUUAAGACGACACAGAAGAACCCACGUUGUAGAAAAACCUUUCGGUUGCUCAGUUUGUGGCAAAACAUUCACUCAGAAAGUACAUUUGGGAACCCAUGCAAGAAUCCACACUGGGGAGAAACCUUUUUCUUGCUCAAUUUGUGAUAAAAGCUUCACUAUAAAGAGAAGUUUAAUAAGGCACGCAAGAGCACACACUGGAGAGAAACCUUUUGUCUGUUCAGUUUGUGGUAAAAGCUUCUCUCUGAAGGCACAUUUAAGAACACACACAAGAACACACACUGGGGAAAGACCUUUUGCCUGCUCAGUUUGUGGUAAAAGUUUCACCCAGAAGGGAAAUUUAGAAGCACAUGCAAGAACGCACACUGGAGAGAAGCCUUUUGCCUGUUCAGUCUGCAACUUUACUUUCAUUGAUAGUACAGGACUAGUUCAACACAUGCGGACGCACACUGGGGAGAAACCUUUUGCCUGUUCAGUUUGUGGUAAAAGAUUCUCUCAAAGACGCACUUUGACAACACACACAAGAGUACACGCUGGUGAGAAACCAUGAGACGGAAGAGUGCUGGUGAGAGAAGCAGCAGUAAAUAAAGCUUUAAAUAAAUUGUGUAGAAACAUUUACCCAGCGGAGUGAGAUGAAAAAAAAUUCUAUGUGAUCUGAAUAAAAUACAAGUCG